Messenger RNA from Darwinula stevensoni, 1310 nucleotides. Lineage: Eukaryota; Metazoa; Arthropoda; Ostracoda; Podocopida; Darwinulidae. The record is from the annotation of a GenBank genome assembly.
CCCUGAGUCUGUACGAGCGGAAUCAGAAUCCAGUCUGGUCCGUCCGCGCAGUGACGUCUGACAGUGCUUGUGCUGCCUUUAUCUCUCUCUUCCUCGUACUCGUGUAAUCUGACAGGACAUCCUGCCUACUUGUGGUGCGUUUCGCCAUGCGAUGGGAUUCCAUCGACCUCGACGGCUAGUCGAGCCUCGAGUCGAAUAUGCACCACUCAAUCGUGGAUUCCGUGAUCGGGCGAUUGAAGCGAAUUCAAGGCCUUCUUCUCAUCUCACUAGUCAGUCUCAUCCAGCUGCCGGAUAAUGCCAUGGGACGCAUCAGCGACGACUGUGAUUGGACGGGAAGUGGUCUGGGUGUGGAAGAAGGGAGUCGUGAGGUGUUCCCAGUUCACCUACGCUGCCAUCAGGGGCAAGUAGACUGGAGUUACCCCCGAGGUGCUCUUAGGGUGAUCCUAAACCCCGGAGCAGGGGGUGAAUUCCGAGGGUGCAUCCGAGUCUUGAAUGGUUCCCGAGGUGCCAUGAUCCACCUAGAGGGACAUAGAACUCUUCAUCUCCUUCACUCCGCGUAUGGAGAGUCACCAGUGUUAGGGAAAGAACUUUGCUUCGAGUCGUGGCGAGGAAGUGCGGCAUUGGUCGUGGAAGCGGAUGCAGUGAUGAUGAGGCAUGAGUACCACUUUCAACCUCGGAUCACCUUCCAGUACGACCUCGAACCUCUCGUCUCUCCCCAUCACCUCAAUGAUGAAUGCCGACCGUGUGAUCCUGAGCAGUUGCUUCACCACUUCUGCGCCAGCGAAUUCCUGUAUCGAGGCGUGGUUCGCGGGAUGGAGACGAACGAGGAGGAGGAGAAAACCGGACUCCUGAUCGCCGUGACCAAAGUGUUGAGGGAGGCAUCCCACGAUGAGACGAACGAGGUGCCUAGUAACGAGAGGAGGGUGUACCUUCCCCUCAAGUGUGGGGUCAAGCCGUCUGGGAGCCAGGAGCACCUUUUCAUGGGGAGGCGGAAGUUGGGCCUCUCCACCCUGAGGUGUGCACCCACGAUGGACGAGUGGGCCCGGGCCCUUAAGACGUCACCUCUCCCGUGUUCUUGAAUCAAGGUGCACCCUGGUGCCAUGCCCGAGGAACUGUGAUACGCCCGAGUCUUGACAGUGCCAAAUGGAGUGGGGUAUCCGUACCCGCAACGGAAGAGACUCUGGUCAGAUUAGAUGAGGUAUAUUCAGAUGACAGACCGAACUUAUCAUUUUGGUUGAUUGAUCUCCCCGAUUUCUUUUUCAGAUAGAGAAAGAUAGAAUUCAAUAUAGUAAAGUGAUCUUUCACCUUGA